Molecule: messenger RNA, 990 nt
Organism: Naegleria fowleri
Lineage: Eukaryota; Heterolobosea; Eutetramitea; Acrasida; Naegleriidae
Exons: 1
Coding region: 1-990 (329 amino acids)
Cellular component (GO): cilium
Source: RefSeq, a predicted model, not a curated record
AUGCAAGCAGUGUUUCAUUCAUUUCAACAGGAGCCAAAGCCUGUCAAUAACACUACCAAGAAGACCAAGUACAGAGACCCCUUCAGCGAGACUGGAGGCGGAUCCACAUCAACAACAAAUGCUGGUUUCGGCAACAUUAUGUGGGAUCGGAGAGUGUACAGAGGUAAUACCUAUGCUCAGCAAGUAGUACCACAAAAUCAACAACUGGAGCUGGAGCUUGAAAGAAAGAAGGAAGAACACAAGAAGAAGAGAAAAUUAUUGGAGGCCAAGCAAAUGCAAGAAAGGGCUCUUGCAGAACAAUUAUUGGCAGAGAGAAAUCUUGAACCGGUGGAAGGAAGGAAACAUAUCGAUAUUCAAACAAUGACUUACGUGGAGGAAAUUGACGAGACAGAUGUAUGGACACAAACAGAUCCAUUUCAAGAUAGACCCGAGUCACCGGUAUUCAUACCAUCAAAAACGGGUGUAGAUAUGGGUGUGCAAGUCGAGGAUGAUUUAUUUGAUUUUGAUUUUGAAGUGGCUCCAAUUCUGGAAGUAAUUGUAGGAAAAACACUGGAGCAAUCCAUGUUGGAAGUGUUGGAAGAGGAGGAAAUGGAAGCUCUCAGACAACAAAAGAAAGAGUUUGCUCAAAAGCGAAAUGCAGAACUGGCAGAAACUCAAAGACUUGAGGCAGCAGAAAAAAGAAGAUUCGAAGAAAAAGAGCGUCGCAAAGAGCAAGAGCGACAGAGGCUUCAACGAGAACAGGAAUGUCGGCGAAAACUGGCAAGCAGGCAAUUCGCAAACCAAUAUCUCGAAAAUUUGGACCUCAAUGUUUUUACUACUCUGCAAGAAGAAGGCUUCUUUUACGACAUUGUACAUAGACAAGUGGAACAAGAGUUUAUGCCCUUCUUAAUCCAACUUACGAACCAGGAGCUCGAUAAGAAACGACAAGCAAGAGUCGAAGUAGAUAAUAUCAUCAAGACGAGCAUCAGAAAAUUAUUGAAAUCCAAUUAG